Molecule: messenger RNA, 5472 nt
Organism: Rodentolepis nana
Lineage: Eukaryota; Metazoa; Platyhelminthes; Cestoda; Cyclophyllidea; Hymenolepididae
Source: the annotation of a GenBank genome assembly
AUGUCUGCAUGUUUGCUUUUGAUUCUAUCCUGUGCUACUUGCUUUGGAAUUAUCCUUAUUCCUGGUGAUGGCGUGGAAUAUGUGGAUGCUGAAAACCCGGUUGACAUUUUUCUCCCAAACGAGUUCUACACUGAUAUCUCAAACAGGAUUGUUAUAACUUCGUUGAAGCCUAUUUUUAAGAUUAGCAUCAGUAUCUGCCUCGACAAGACCCAGAUAGGAGAUCUCGGAAAUACAGUUUAUGCUCAAAUGAAAAGCAAUCUCUCUGUCGAUGAUAGCGGAAACACGUACAUUCUAAGGUAUUUUAUGCCCAUCCAACUUCCUCCUUCAACAAUAUUUACGCUAAAGUUGACUUACUGGUACUGCCGCAAAGAUAAUUGCUUAAAUAAGGAGAAUAUAGUCAAUCGUACGGUGGAAAAGGAUGUUCAAACUGUAAGAAGGUACGUCUUAAUAAUGGGCGAAACGGAUAAAACAAUCUACCAACCGGGUGAAGAAGUACACUUUCGUUUCAUUGCUCUUACAAGUAGACAAAUAUUUGCCAAUUCUGAGUCAUCGUAUUGGCCUGCUUUCAAAAUCGUUGAAAUUGGCAAGGUUAGUGCAUCUCCACUUUUAAUUAACUCAGAUGAACGCAAGCGAUAUCACAACUUGCCCAUCUUCGAUUCAAUUGAAGUCAGAGAUCCGCUUGGUAAACUCGAAAAGAGAUGGGAAAAUGUGGAUCCAGUGAAAGCCUUCAACCUCUCCUAUUUGAUUUCCAUGAACGCCAAACAAGGCAAUUGGAAGAUCAUAGCUAGAGCAAGAAUGAGCAGCGAAGUGAUCAAAAUACUUGUGAAGACCUAUACUCCUCCAUGGUUUCGUGCCAAAGUAACACUUCCCGAUAUAAUUCGUUUGAAGGAUUUCAAAGUAAUCGCUGAAGUAUGUGCUGAGCACAGGAACGGAUCGCCAGUACGUGGUACUUUUACUGCCCAAGUUUGUAUAUGCGACCAACACAUCUUAGAGAGGCAAUACGAGGUGGGUAAGCGGUUUAACAUGAACAUGUGUGUUGACAUCUUCAACAAACGUACUCGAUUUUGUAAGGAAAUUGCUGGAAUAUUAAAUGGUGCAAAAUGCUCAAACUUCUCGGUAAAUAUUUCCGAGCUGGUGAGAGGGGAAACAGUUCUUUGGGCAGAAAAACUAGGCACAUUUGUUGAGAUUUAUGAAUUUGAUACGAGAAAAAUUGUUGUGGCCUCUGAAAUCUGCAAAUUAGAGAAAUGGCCAGAGCCUCUACUUGAAAUCAAAAUUACAAAUACUUACAAGUGUGGCAUUCCAAUCACCGGACAAAUUAUAUAUAGGAAUGCAGGUGGAGGAGAAAAUGAAGAACUGGAAAUAAUAGUUCGAGAGGUGAAGAAUACAUGCAACCGCUGGAAAACUUCAUUACUGGAAAACCCUACUCAACUCAUGCGAUUAAUUUCUGUGAAGCCCAACAUCGAAGUGUACAGCUUCACUCUGCCUCCUCAUUAUUCUGGAAACUCAAUAUACAUCACUGUCCAACAACGACGCAAAUUGAAUGAUACAAAUGUGGACUUGUCAAAUUCAAUUCUGGACACUAAUAAUCAACAUCCGUGGUCGGAUCCACCAAAAGGACGAGUGAAUUUAUCAGCAAGUAAAAUUUUGGAUCUGUGGGACAAUAGCCUGGGUCCUGCUAUUCAAGUAACCGUAGUAAGCAAAAACAAUGACUCAUGUCCCAGAUCAGUUAUUCUAGGAGUGGUUUCCAAUCGACAGCUUUCUAGAAACACAACAAUGACGCUACACUUCCUUUCUAAUGGCCAACUUUUUAAAAAAAAAGUUGCUCUUGAUUCAGUAGAUUCUUAUCUGCUAAAUGAAAAUGGCCACAGCCAUAAUAACGACACUGUAAGCGAUCCACUUAAGUGUCUAAUUGGCUGGACGGGCGAAAACUGUCUUGUUCCAGUUUGUGAAAGAGAUUGUGGCAGAGGCGGUUCAUGUGCAGCUCCAAGACGAUGUGUUUGUAAACCUGGUUGGAGUGGGGACACCUGCGAAUUAGAACCGCAACGGAAACGUAAUCGGGGCGAUGAAGGCGAAAGGGAAAGGAGAAGUGCUCAUAAAUCUGGAUUUGAACAUACACGUAUGAAUGAGAACCCUAUUCCCAAAAAAGUAACUUACAUAUACAAUGCCACUUUGGAAUUAGGCAAUGAUUUUGGCCCGGAGAUUCGAGCUGUUGCCUCCAUUUUGAUUAACGGCAAAUUGGUAACAGAUUUCAUAAAAAUCGAUAGACUUUAUCCCUGUUCCUCAUCUCAGCUUUUUGAAGGGAAAAUAACUCUUGAGAUCGGAAAACAGUCAGCAAUUCCUGGAGAAAGGAUUAAUAUAAAUUUAAGUGCUGAAGAUAAAAGGGAUCCCAUGGUUUGCUUUCUAAGUGUAUCGACAAUUGAAAAUAACCCACAUUCUUGCAGAAUUAAGUCUAAUUCAUUCUCUGAAGCCCUAAAAGGUUAUCGAAAUCUUGAUGUGGAGGGAUCCAUCAAAGGUACAGAAGACGCUUUUCGUGCAGCUGAUAUUAUUUUUAUUCAAGUUUUAUCUAAAGAAAAGUUGAAAAACUCGGAAGUUUUUCCUUCUGGCUGCACUCACUCAGGCUAUCUAGGACAGUUAGCUGUUGAAGGACCUUAUACUGCCGCAGAAUUUCCCGCAGCAGAUCCAGUGAAAGAAGGGAUCAGCCUAUAUAUGAAUAAGGGUACACCUGCCCUCAAGAUGUUCCCAGAAGUCAUUUUUCUCGAACCAAUGUCUCUGCGGGAUGGAAGCCUCAACAAGACUUUUAGAGUCCCCAGUUAUUUGAAUACUUGGGAAGUGAAUGCAUUUUGCUUCAGUCGUAAACACGGUAUAUGGACUCCUAAAGCUAAACCACAUUUUACCACCCAAAUGCCUUUCUACAUUGAUUUGGCAUCACCAGUCUCGGCAAAAAGAAGUGAACUCCUCCUUCUUAAAAUAAACAUCAUCACAACCCUUUCAAUGACUGAUGUUUCAAAGUUUAGCUGCUAUGAUUUGCAUGCUAGUUUGGAGGUGGAUAACCGAGGUUUGCAAAUUAUCGGUUCCUCUUCGCGUUCAGCCACCAUUUGCUUCAGAUAUAGUACCACACAAAGUAGAUUUGAAUUUCAAAUACCAGUACGAACACUUCGUAUUGGUCGGUUUAAUAUCACCGCCAAAGUUGUGGGCAAACGCAAUAAUUUUCCACUUAAUUAUAAAUAUGAUACAGAAGCGAAGGCUGAUUUCUUAAUAAAAGACGCAGUUCAACGGACUCUGCAGGUGACUUCAGAGGGUGUUGAAAAGAAAAUAACAUCGCAUAGGAUAUUAUGCUCCUCCGAGGGAGGAUCUUUAAUGAGGCCCAACUUGCAAAAUGAACGUUUACUUCCUGGUUCCCUCCAUUCGUACUUGGCGUUUGGCGUUAGUCCACUAACUCUAGUUCUAAAUAACCUGAAUUCAGGGACUUCUUUGCCUACCGGUUUUGGAAGAAGUAAUCUUGCUUCCUUUACUCCAAGCAUCCACAUUCUUCGUUAUAUACUUCAAAAUCAGCUUAGAGAUACUGCAAGAGGGAAAGAAUUAAUUGGAACAUUUGUACACGAUAUUAUUCGCGGACUCGACAAACAGGAGCAGUUUUAUCAUGCAAAGACGGGAGGAUUUUCGAAUCUCGGUGAAAGACAUGGAGAUAAGGAGAAUCUUUGGCUCACUGCUUCCGUAUUUCAGACUUUUAGUGAAGCCACCAAAUUACCACUAGCAGCUCUUUCUGGUGAAUUUCUCAACAUUAACUCAAUUUUAUCCACAACUUUUGAUUAUUUGGCUAGUCAACAAGAUGCGAAAGGUUGCUUUUGGGAGAAGCGAGAUACGAACGAGAAGGAAUCGGAUGGCAAAUUGUUGUUGACUACGCAUAUCCUUUCCGCUUUGAAUACUGCUUGUGCCGAAAUUAAACAGCUAAAAAGUAAAAAAUAUGAGAAAGCUAUCGAAUGGGCUUCCAACUGUGUUGAAAGAAUGAUAGAAAUGAAUCAUGUCAGCAAAAUGUCGACGCAUAUUCUCGCGAGAGUGUUAUACGCUUUAAAGGAUUCUUGCUAUUUUUCGAAUUCUACUAAAUGUGGGAGACUUUUGAGUGAGUUAAAACGCCGGGCUGAAUCUAGUGCAACAACAAUGUGUUGGCGAUCUUUUGGAGGCGUCAACAACUUGAAGGAUCUUGAAACAACCGCCUAUGCUGUUCUAAGCAUUGGAACUGAAAAUUUAUCACCGAAAGACCGACUUGCUGUAUUAAGAUGGUUAGUACAACAACACGAUGAGCAUGAAGGUUUCUAUUCAUAUCAAGAUUCGGCCAUUUCGAUUCGGGUCAUGCUAAAGCUAUCUGAAGAUUUUCUUUCUCCAUUCACUAAAAAACUAAUCACAAUCAAGUCAAAACCAAAGAAUGCAUUUAAUAUCCGAAUGGAAAUAGAUAAAACCGACCUUUAUAAGGUCCAUUCACUUGAAAUCGACUCUUCCAAUAUCACGAGCAUUUCAGAAGUUAAUGUUGACAUCGUGACUUCCAAUUUCGUGUGCCUAUCGACAGAAUUUACUACUAUUUACAAUGUACUUGAACCUUUGGAAAAAGACUCACCCUUUAACUUAGAAAUUUCUAGUGACCAUUUUGAAAACAACGGAAAUGCUACUUGUUCCGUGAAUCAAAAGGAAAUAUGUGUGCGCUCAACAGAGUCCAGAGCAUUUGUGGUAACCAUACAGUUGCCGUCAGGAUGGAUGGUAAAAUUGGAUGAGAUGAAGGAUGUCUCAUUUAAUGGAGGCAUCCACAAAAUUGACUUUAAUCCAAAGAAGCACGAAAUUAAUGCAUAUUUUAUUUCUACUAAUGAAAACAAGUUUAUUAAUGUUACGGCUUGUUUUGCCUUAAGUUUUUAUAGCUAUUUGGCCGUUGACAAUAUCCAGCCAGGAUUGGUGACAGUUCGCGAUCUUGAAAACCCCAAGAAACUCAUUCAAAAGUUCUUGAAACUUGAUUCAUAUCAUGUGAAUUUCAAUUCAAGCGAAAAUGUGCUAUUGGCGGUCAAUAAUGUUAAGCGAUCUCUCAGUGCCUUACUAAACCUGCUGAAUUCUUCAUUUUGCCACAAUAACCUCACACUAAACGUUUUCAAACCCCUCCACCAAUAUAUUCCCCGAAAUGUACUUUUCGGAAAGAUAUAUUCUUUUCACUCGAAUGGUGCUUUCGUUUCCUGGAAUACGACAGUUCAUUUUUCAGGGAGUUUGGAAAAGUUAAAUGGAACUGAAAACGGUUUAGCCUUCUUUUCCACCAUGAGCUUACUCAAUUUCCAACAAAUUUAUCUUCGGAAAGAGCAUUUUAUUCUUCUUGACUACAUUCAAAAUCACUCGUCAAAUUCUAAAAACCACAGUGUUGUUUCACGUCUUCAUUGUUUCAAUAGCCCCUCUUUCGCUUUAUUUAAAAAACUAUUUUCAAGGCCAAUACCUGCAUAA